Messenger RNA from Onthophagus taurus, 1246 nucleotides. It is a transcript of the gene GABPI, whose product is annotated as zinc finger DHHC-type palmitoyltransferase GABPI. The record is from RefSeq and is a predicted model, not a curated record. Gene Ontology annotation, molecular function: palmitoyltransferase activity. NCBI's taxonomy places the organism in Eukaryota, Metazoa, Arthropoda, Insecta, Coleoptera, Scarabaeidae.
AAAAUACCCUAGCAUUACUUUCAUCAGCAUAGUUUAUUAAAAUGUUUAUUUGAUAUUUUGUUGAAUGUGGGUGAGAAAUAAGAUAAAAUAACCUUGAUAUGCAACACUAAAACCAUAAAUGAUAAAGAAUCAUAUAAUGAUAUUGGAAUAAAUCAUAAAUGAGGUUGUAAUUCAAUGAGUCCGGAAAGUAAUAACUACUUAUGUUGUUGUGAAUAUAUCGAUCAAAAUAACCAGAUUAAUCACAUCCUGGCAUGUUGCUGUGAUUGUCAAGAUUUUGAUGAAGGAAUGGAAAGUCUUAUAACCGGUCAUGGCUUUCCUCAGCACAACAAACAAAACUGCUUUUCCGCCUGUACUGAUCGCCUAAGACUACCUUGGAUAGGAGGAGCAAAGCGAAUAUCACCGGAAAUAAUCUUAUCUAUAAUUUUUAUACCACUUUUUUUAUUACUAGCAACAAAUGGAAUAGUAUGGACCAUUCUUGCAGCCAUCGCCUUAGUCCUGUUAUUAAUAUGCAUGAAACUUUUUACUCAAAACUGUUGUACCAAUUUUUUUCAAGUUUGGAUCAACACUUCUUUUAUCAUACUUUAUUUAGUGUUUGAGUUAGUUGUGAUACCAUUCCUUGAAAUACUUUUAGAAGAGAAUAUAGCAUUGACUAUUGUCAUUUUGCUUGGUUGUUAUUGGUUUUGGAAGGCGAAAAAAUGCUGUGUUAUAGAUAAUUCUGGUUGGCAUUGUGUUGGGUGCCAAAAAAUGGUUCCUGUAAAUAGCACCCAUAGUUUGUGGUUGGGUUAUUGUAUAGGUGAUUAUAACAUAAAAUAUUACAUAAUGGGUUUAUUUGCAAUGGUUUCUUCUCUUUUAUAUGGAUGUAAUCUUACUUUAACUACGGUGUGCCAUCCAUUUUUAUUUUAUGGGUCGGUUUUACUACCUGAUGAUUGUUCGUAUGCUUAUGAUUUAUUUGAGCUUGCUUUAUCAUUUGUAUCGGGGUUGUAUGGACUUGGAUUAGCAACAUUUUUUUCUAUAAUGUUACUGCAUCAAAUGGUGGAAGUUAUGGUGGAUAAUGUUUGUAAAAGGAGACGGUUUCGAAAGACUGCAGCAAAUACCCUGGCAUAAAGUAUUAUUAUAAUAUACAUAUUUAUUCAUAAUUACUUUUUUAUAUUAAUUUCAUAUGGUAAACAUGCAAUGUAGGUAUCCAUGUGAUUUAAAACGCAAUAUAUUUUUAUUAUGAAAUAAAAUCUUAUAUAACUAUUGUUUA